CUAUUGCAAUGUAUUGGUUGGGAUUAUGAAAGUAGAAUUAGUAUUCAGAUUCAGUGGAUGAUGGAAGAAUGUAAAGUUUACGUUUUAAUUUAUUCAUAAAUGUCAGAAUUUUUAUUACCUGUAUAAUAAUUUGAAAUUGUGAACAUUUAUUAUUGUAAAAUUAUGUUGUUACAAGUAUAUACUGGUACGAUUUUAAAUUGAAGUAUAAAUUGUUAGUGUAACAUGGAUAUUUGGAGUAUAUUAGAAAAUGGUCUGUGUGACUAGUAAUUAUUAUUUGAAAGAGAUAUAUGAUUAACUCAUUAAAUCUUACAAAUAAGACACAUUGGAAGAGCGUAUUUAUUUGUGUGCAUUUAAAUUUUCAAUGUUUCGAAGUGGAUUACAGCCUUACGCAGGAAUACACUAUUCUGUCUCUUGGUCUUGCAUGUAAAGGACAAAAAUCAAUGAUGCACCAAACUUUUGGAAUAUAAAUACCAGGAAUAUUUUGAAGUGUAAAAACAGGAACUAUGUUGAUCAUGAGCGAUGGAUACAACAACAAUGUGAAGUCUGUGUACUUUAUUCAUUUAGAAAACACUGAUAGGAGAUCCAAGUCAGCACUAAAAAGAUUGAAAAAGCUGUUCCAUACAGUUAGAUUUAUUUCUAAAUUGCGACCUUGUUUCAGUGAAAGUUACUUCACAGUUAAAGGCGCUGCUUUGAUAUUGCCUCAGAAUGAUGUUGAAUCAACUUUUACCAAGAAAAUUUGUAAAAGUAGCCAUGGAGAUAUCCAAAGCCACUUGGAGUCCAUGAUUGCAUUAUUACGAAGACAAGACACAAUAGCACUUGCAGUUAAACUAGAAGUAACCAUUCCAGAGAGACACAAAUACAUGGCUGUAGUAUCUUGUAUGGGUAAACAGGAUACAGAAGAGACUGUUAUCCUCGGUAUCGACUUCUGUGGAAAUAAUCAGGCCACUAUUGGUUUAGUGUUGCCUAUCUGGGCAGAUACUGAGAUAGCAUUGGAUGGAGAUGGAGGGUUUAGUGUUACAUCUGGAGGCAACAGACAUAUGUUUAAACCAGUUACAGUACAUGUCAUGUGGUUUACUCUACAAAGUUUGAAUAAAUUAGUUAAGCUAGCCAGAGAAAACAAGUACAUUGCUCAAGGUCUUUCUCAUACAUGGGUAUCCUACUAUGAGUCUAGUCUCACAUCAGACAUUCCUCUGAUCAGUGAAUGGAAUACUACAGAGGAUUUAUUGUUUUUCAAAGCAGAACCUGUAUUACUACCCACUGACGAUGAGGAAGAAGCAUUCCUAAAGAGAAUCCGAGUAGAACUGAAGAAUGUAAUGAUGAAAGAAGAUUUAGAUGAAGCUACCUCUAAAUAUUUGAGAACCAAAGUCGAAGAAAGAAUGAAUAUGAAGUUAGAUCAAUGGAAAGCUUACAUUGAACAGGAAAUGUUGAUGAUUAUGGGCCAGCUUGAUUCACCCACAUUAAUUAAAGAGUAUUUAUACUUAGGAUCUGAAUGGAAUGCAUCCAACAUCGAGGAACUCAGUAAAAAUGGUGUACAUUAUAUAUUGAAUAUCAGCAGAGAAAUAGACAACUUUUAUCCUGGUAUACUACACUACUACAAUAUAAAAGAAUGGGAUUGUGAAGAAACAAAUCUACUAAAAUACUGGGAAAAUACUCAUAAAUUUAUAUCCAAAGUUAGAGAGAAGAAGGGCAUAGUAUUGGUACAUUGUAAGAUGGGAAUUAGUCGUUCAGCCUCCACAGUAAUUGCAUACUUGAUGAAGGAGUAUCACAUGUCACGGCAGGAAGCAUAUGACAUGGUAAAGGGAAUGAGAAGUUGUAUCAUGCCAAACAAUGCUUUCUGGAAUCAAUUGGAAACUUAUGAAGGAAUCUUGAAUGCAAGCAAUCAAAGACUUAUCUUUAAAUUGCGUUCUGAAACAAACAUGGAUGAAAAAGCCAAAGAAAUUGAAAAAGAAGAGGUGAACACUGAGGAUUUUUUAGGAGUGUAUCAGGAACCCAUUGAUGAGAGUUACUCGGAUGUGUUCCUGAAAGAUAUCUCAGAUAACUGUUCCUAUGACUUUGACAUUGAGAUAGGAAGUAGUUCUAGAAGUGCUGAUUCAAAUGAAGAGUUUUAUCCAGAUUUACCCUCUCCACAACCAGAUGGCGCUCAAGGUAUAAGCACAGACAUUCCUGAUGAUGAGGAUAGUGAAGAUGAUUCAGAAUCAUCAGAGGAAGAAGAAGAAGAAAUUCCAGCCAGUUUUCCACAGAAAAGUUUAUCUCCAACAUCAAAGUCUUCAAGUAGUAAUAUUGUACCAGAAAUAAUUCUUUCUAAUUCGCCAGCAGAUAGACCAAUCCUAGACACUGAAAAAGUCCCAAACGAAACAAGAAAAGAUAUAGGUGAAUCUCAUAGUGAUAUGGAUAUAGCUGAGAUUGAAGGUGACUGUGCCCUUGAAACUGAUAUAUCAAGGGAAACAACUCCUUUGUCAGACUUAGGUAUUCAUCAGCAUUAUCGUAAGGAGAAUAUACCAUGGAGUGCUGGAACUGUCAAGAAAACCAAAGAAAAUUUAGAGGGCAAGAGUAAGGAUGUGUCAGCAAGUUCAAGGUCAGAUGACAUUAAAAGAAAAAUUAAGGAUGUUGAAACUAGUCCCGAGUCAAGUCACUUCUCUUUUGACGAUCAUGUGACAACAAAUAAUGAAGGUAUAACUAUUAUAGUGACCGAUGAAUCUGACAAACAGUUCCAGCCUAUUGAUGAUGUUACUCAAUCAGAAACAAAUGUGGAUGAAGUUCAGGCAGAAAAGUUUGCGCAAAAGGAUGAAGAUCAGGAUGUAAAACGACCUGCAUCUGUAUAUGAUUUAGAGGAGAUAUCUCUACCUGCAGGCAUUGUACGUAGAACUACACAGGAAAUAGAGGAUAGAAAUAGAAUAAAUGACCAAUCUCCAGAUUCAGAACACAAAGCAUUACAGAGGUCAUCAAGUUUAAAGACAGAACGUGAUACUCCACGUAAAAAACGCAAUUUAGAAAGACGAAAAACAAUUACUCCAAUCUUAUCAUCAUGCUCGUCUUCAUCAUGUGAUGCUAGUCCAACCAAAGAUGUCAGUGCAUUAAACUUCUCAAAAUAUGACUCUGUGUUUACAAGUCCAGCUGUGUUGUCAAGACAGCUGGAUGAUGAAAAGAAAGAGUGUGAAAAAACCUGUGAGAAAGACGAUAAGACAGAUUUUGUAAACAUUAGUGCAAAUAAAAAUGAUGAAAAUACUGAGGAGGUUAAAUCUAUAGAACUGGAGGAAGCAGAUUUAGCAGUUUAUAAAUUUCUAGGUGAAGAAGUGUCUGUAAAAAAGGGAAUUGUUAAAAAACAAACUAUGGGUAUACAAUUGUAUCAUGAUGACACAAGCAUUGAAUUGAUGAAUCGUGAAAGAUUGUCUUCUGAGAAUGAGAAAUCUGAUGUUGGAAGUCGAAGUAGGAGAACAUCUGACAAUGAGGGCAGUGGAUCACAUCCUACCACACCAACAGAAGUUAAAAAUUCUGGCAAAGAAGUUAUAGAGGUUACCCCUUCAUGUACAAUUAGUAUGGACACGCAAAAUAAAGUAGAAAAUGUAAGUUCAGAAUCUGAGGAAAACAAAAAAAGUUCAGAGUCAGAUGGUAGAAUAGAAGAGAAAACUCCAUUAUUUAGUGUAGCAAAAGAAAGCUUUGAAAGGGCUAGUGCUAAAACAAAAGACCAUGAUGACCCAGUAUUUCAUACACCAAAAAACAAAAAGAGGCCAGAGCCUCGUUUUGAUGCAGCUACCUUAGAACUUAUUCGAGAAAUAGGGUCUGCAAUUUUAAAUAGUCCUGCUAAAUCUGAAGUUGAGGAUUAUGAAGAGGAGGAGGCCCAAUUAGGGUCUGGUUUAGUUAGGCACUAUGUUCGAGGUAUUGAAAAGAAAACAAGUGUAUCUAAAAAGAAAAAAACGAAAGAGAUUAUAAUAAUAGAUAAAGAAACACAGGAAAAGAAGCACUCUUGGAGAUGGAGUAGUCCACCAGAUCAAAAUAAGGAAUCUCCUAAUGAACAUUCUAAAAAGCCAUUGAUUCAGUCAAAUAGUAGUCCUGUUUUAUCUACAAAGCAGAUGAUACAGUCAGGAAAACCAGGAAGUGAUUUUGAUUUAUCUCCCUUGAAAGGAAGUCCUCCAAAAAGAGGUGGAGAAAUUGGAAAGAGUUCACCCAAAAAAUCUGUUGGAAUCGAUUCAGAAUAUAGUUCCUCAUUAGGGUCUGACAGUAGCGUAGGAGCGAAAGAUGGAGAAAAUAGCGAAGUUUUUAACUUCAAAAGUUUGGUAGGAAAAUAUGGAGGAUCUUGUCAAGACUGCUUAGAUAGUCACCCAAAUAGCUCUUCAUUGUCAGAAAUAAAAGAAGUCAAUUCUUGUGAAUCUCUGAAAAAUGUCGGAACGAACCCAACGCCAAACAAAGAAACUGAAAAUGACAGUUCUAUAAAUACACAAUCAGAUAGUGAAGAAUCUACGAAUGAGGAUUGUGUCAAGUUACGUCAUAUUAGAAAUCAGUUGAGAAAAACAAGUCAUCAUACACAUCGUCCUAAAUCUGUUGAGCUAGUCAGACGGCAUUCUUUAGCUCCUGGCAUGUUUGGAGUAACGGACACUAGCAUGGAAGACAAUCAGUCUGCGUUUUCAUGGGAAGGUAGAAAAGUUAGAAAACUUCAAGGAAAGAGUCAUCCAUUGACUAAACUAGAAUGGCGGAAAAAGUUUUAUAACACUAUGUAAUGUCUAAAGAAUUCAGGUUUCAGAAAUUCAUAUAUAUGACAGUACACAUAAGCAUUGAAAGAAGAAAACUAAGUGACAAAAUUGCUGCUUCUAGUGAGACAAAUUUCUAAGUCUACUUCAGAAAUUGUCAUGUUCGUUGCUAUUUCAACAAAAAUUUUAGUUAUCGUUUUUAUUAUAACUUUAAAUGAUUGAAGAGGGGUCUGAAAGAUAGUGUUAUCAUUUCAAUGCUUCAUGAACUUAUAUAAAUAUACUGUAAUGAUCACAAACUAAAAGAUAAGACAUAAAAAAGGUGUGAUUAUGGUGAAGUAUUUUACCAGUUCCCAUACACUACUUUAACAUCACCAGAGUAGGAAAGUGUACCUACCAUUAGCCAGGUCAUGUAUUAGUGGUUAACUCGAUUCAAAGUUGGCAUUGUUAACAUUCAAGAUACAACGAUGUGGAAAUAGAGAUAAAAUGUAACAGUGAUGAAUUAUACUAUAUUGAACCCAUUAUACUGGUUUUAAAUUCUGUUUUACUAGCAUGACUAGUAAGAUAAAACUUGUGAAAUCUGUUAUUGUGAUACAAUCAUUCCAUUUUAGAAGCUGUACAUUUGUUUGUUUGCCAGUUUGAGAUUUUAUAUUGUUAUAUAAGAUGUGUAAUGUCAUGUAUUGUUUCUGGUAGUUAAACUUUAAUUUAAAAUUAAACUGUACGCCAAACGCCAAACAACUGUCUAAUCAAAACUCCUCGACUAGUUUGGACAGGUUUCCGUGUAUUUGUCAAAGACAGCUUUAAUAGGUCAAAAUAGGCAAGCAAUAAAAACGGUGUACCUCAGAUAUGAAAUUUAUUGCCUAGUAUUUCAUGGACCAUUGUCAUAAUGUCCACCCCUUAUCUCUUAGUUUCCAAAUUUGGGUUUGUAUUUUGAAAUAGUUAAUUGUAUUAGUAAAUUGCAGCCAGAAAUUUUACUGACAUUGAAUCAUUACUAAAAAUAGAUUUUACAUCAUACAGCUGUGAUAUAGAGAUUGUUUUAUUUUAAUGUUUAUGGCAGAGUUAUAUUGGUGUAGAGUAAACAAUUUGAGAUUUAAUUUGUUUGCAAGUUAGUUUUUAAGAGUUCACGUUCAGAAGUUUUAUGACUUUUCCAAUUAGAUUUAUUUCUAUUGUAAGAUAUUUUUCUCCAUAUCGUUUUUCAAAAUUAAAUUUUGUAUUUAUAAAGUCCUAUAUAUAUGUUGAAAAUAUAUUAUGAUAAAAGUCAGAUGGCAGUUAUAUGUAGCUGGUUCUAUCAUAUACAUUUAUCACAAUUUGUAACAGUUUCAGUUCGGGACAUAACAAGUUAUGUUGUAAUUGAGGCUAUUCUAAAUAUUAUCUCUUCAAUUUAAUUUGUAAAUACAAAAUGUAUCCUUUACUGUUGUACAUACAUACCUGUCAAUUCCUCAAAACCUCCAUGGGGAUUUUAAGUGCUAGAGGACCUAAUUAUCUCUUGUAUGUCAUAAGAGUUUAAAUAUAAUAUAUUUAUGGUUUAUAAUGAGCAUAUAAAUGUUUAAAUGGCAUUUUAUCUCCUUCAAAUUCUCUUUUUUGAGAUAUUCAGUAGAACAGGAUUUCAAGAGUAAAGUCAACACUGCUCAUGAAUCAGGAAAGUUGUCAGUUCUGGAUAUUCACUCAUACAUUUAUAUACUUGCACAGAAAGUUUCUCUGACUCUCAUUUUUGCCAUGAAUUAAAGAAAAACAUGUAUCUUUCUGAAAUAUUAACUUCCUUUUGUGAUACUUAUUUUUAACUUUAGAAUUUUGGAAUCAAGCAUUAGUCAUUGAAUCAAUAAAACUCCAUAUACAUGUAGAUAAUUUGAAAUAAUAACUUGUACUUGUAAUACUCUUAAUAGGGUAUAAUCAAAUUUAAAUUGUACAUUUACAUGUAGUAUAGAUCACAGAGGUUCACAUUUAUAAAAGUCUUAAUAAAAGUAACAAAGCACCUUUUGGACAAUUGAUUAAGAAUAUUGAUAUUAAGUUUUUUUUAUCAACCAAAUAUUUUUGAAGCAACUUUGCUAGCCAGUUCAGUAAAGUUAAGUUUAUAUUCCUAAAAUGAUGGAUAAAUUGUAAACAAUUUUGUAUAUUUUGUUUUGGUUUGACAUUUUCCUGCCUCUGUUAGUAAAUUAUUCCUUUGGUUAACACAUGUGUGAUUUUGGUUGUAAAUUUAGUUAUAAGUUCAUUUUU
Mytilus californianus (California mussel) is the source of this 6896-nucleotide messenger RNA. RefSeq names its product protein phosphatase Slingshot homolog 2-like. The coding region runs from base 504 to 4715 and encodes 1403 amino acids. Gene Ontology annotation, biological process: actin cytoskeleton organization; negative regulation of actin filament polymerization; protein dephosphorylation. The transcript is spliced from 18 exons. NCBI's taxonomy places the organism in Eukaryota, Metazoa, Mollusca, Bivalvia, Mytilida, Mytilidae. Gene Ontology annotation, cellular component: cytoplasm. Gene Ontology annotation, molecular function: protein tyrosine/serine/threonine phosphatase activity; actin binding. The record is from RefSeq and is a predicted model, not a curated record.